AUGAGCUCGCACAGGUCUACCGGCAGCGGCGCUGAGUCAAGCCGCUCCCGCAAUGGCCAGCAGAAUCUCCAGCAGGUUGCCACGCAGGCCAAUGCCCUAGUGGGAUCCACUGCUGGCGGUGCAAACCGAGGCGGCAACUCAGAGUCCGUCCCCCUGCGUACAGUGUACGUCACGAACACCGCUAGGGAUGCCUUCAACAAGGUGCAGCAUAAAUAUGCUGCCCAGAUCCUCGAUGGCCCUCAGGGUGAGUCGGCUCGGGUCAUGCACCAGCCUCAGGUUGAUAGGAUUCAGGGCCUGUUUGACAAGGUUAACGCCAUGGUAGAGACACCUCUUGGUCAGCUCGCCGAGGCUGGCCCUACGGAGACGAUGGAAGAGCGAGGUAAGCUUGUCAUGGCCUAUGUUCGGCAUAUAGAGGGGCUGAUUCAGGCUCUGUCCCAGGCUCCUCGCCAGAACUAG
This is a messenger RNA of Pyricularia oryzae 70-15, 456 nucleotides long. RefSeq lists its product as uncharacterized. NCBI's taxonomy places the organism in Eukaryota, Fungi, Ascomycota, Sordariomycetes, Magnaporthales, Pyriculariaceae. The record is from RefSeq and is a predicted model, not a curated record. Bases 1 to 456 code for a protein of 151 amino acids. The transcript has a single exon.